Molecule: messenger RNA, 4675 nt
Organism: Oncorhynchus kisutch (coho salmon)
Lineage: Eukaryota; Metazoa; Chordata; Actinopteri; Salmoniformes; Salmonidae
Product: collagen alpha-1(XVIII) chain-like
Exons: 40
Coding region: 319-3846 (1175 amino acids)
Biological process (GO): extracellular matrix organization
Molecular function (GO): extracellular matrix structural constituent conferring tensile strength
Source: RefSeq, a predicted model, not a curated record
ACUCCUUAAUAGAGUGGAGGGGAAGUUGGUGUGCGUUAAUUUGAAUCUGGAGUAGCGCUAUAUGAGGGGAGAGUCCACGAGGAGCGACUGUGAGGAGUCAGAUUUCAGUGUUUUGGUCCUGGAGGACUGAAGGAGUCUUUGUUUCAGUUGGACCUGCGGGCAGUCCAAGGAAACCGAGAGUGAGUCAGGGGAGAUCGAGACAUUUUAAAGAGUGAGUGAGUGAGUGACUAAGUGAGUGAAGGAUAGAGCGGGUCUCCAACUCUUACCACUAUCACAUUGGAACAAGAAUACUUUUGUGUGGACUUACCAAGACUGAAAAUGACUUCCCGCAUCUCCCUGUGGUCCGUUGGAAUACACCUCACACUGUGGUACUGCCAACUGUCGACUCCAUAUCGCCUUCUGGACGAGGGGGGUUCCCAGGGCCAGAUGGACCUGACAGAGCUGAUCGGCGUUCCUCUCCCCCCCUCCGUCUCCUUCGUCACGGGCUUUGAGGGCUACCCGGCCUACCGUUUCGGGCCCGAUGCCAACGUGGGCCGCCUCACCAAGUCCUUCAUCCCUGACCCCUUCUACCGUGACUUCACCGUGAUCGUCACUGCCAAGCCCACCACGCGGCACGGCGGGGUCCUAUUCGCCAUCACCGACGCCUACCAACGGGUGGUGCAGCUGGGUGUGGCGUUGAGCCCCGUGGAGGACGGGUCUCAGCAGGUGCUCCUCUACUACACUGACCCGGGGGUCGGGAGCACCCAGGAGGCUGCGAGCUUCAAACUGGCUGACCUGACGGGGAGGUGGGCCCGCUUCACGUUGACUGUGCAGGGGACAGAGGUGCGUCUCUACAUGGACUGUGAGGAGUACCACCGUGUGGCCUUCCAGAGGAGCCCGGAGCCCCUCACCUUCGAGGCCAGCUCGGGCGUCUUCGUGGGCAACGCAGGUGGUACGGGGCUGGACAGGUUUGUGGGUUGUAUCCAGCAGCUGGUUCUGAAGGGAUACCCCACAGCCCAAGAUGACCUGUGUGAAGAGGACGACCCCUAUGCAUCUGGCUAUGGGAGUGGAGACGACUCCUUCGAUGACACAGAAACUCUGGAUGAAGUGAAGAAGGUAGUGGAGGAGAGAGAGUACACCGUGCCAGAGGAACCAUGGGGCACCCCUGUGCGCGCCCCUCCCACAGAGGCAUCGCCCAGUGACGAUGAGGAUGCUGAUGAGAUCUCAGGUCAAGAUGUGGAGCUGAAAGUAGAGAGAGGACCAAGUCGGACUGCGGAUGCAGACUACAGACCAAGCAGUGGGACUUCCAGUCAGAAAGGAGAGCAAGGAGAUCCAGGGCCAGCCGGCCCCCCUGGCUCCCCUGGGCCCCCAGGCCCACACAGUCUCUUUAGCAAAGGCUUCUCUCAGGGAUUGCCAGGACCCAGGGGCCCCCAGGGGCCCCCAGGAACACCCGGUAACGACGGCCAGCCAGGAGAAACUGGAGUUCAGGGAUUCCCAGGCUUGCCAGGAGAUCCUGGUCCCAAAGGAGACAAGGGUGAUUCUGAAGUGGGCAAACCUGGUCCCCCCGGACCUCCUGGACCACCGGGUCGACCAAACUCAUCCAGAUCCCCGGAUGGUGUGGACGGCUCAGGCUUAGAGUACUUUGACGGAGACACAGAGAUUAUGACAGGUCCACCUGGUCCUCCAGGGCUUCCUGGGCCCCCAGGUUCAUCUGAGGGCCUCUCUGCGUCCCCUGGGGCUCCCGGGGAAAACGGGAAGGAUGGAGAGAUGGGUAAACCUGGACUGCCUGGCGUUGAUGGGAAUGAUGGGUUCCCUGGUCCAGCUGGCGAGAGAGGAGAGAAGGGUGAGCCGGGUCUGAGCGGAACACAUGGACCAAAGGGGGAGCCAGGUGCUGCAGGGUUCCCAGGUCUGCCCGGCUCAGAGGGACCAGAGGGGAAGACAGGUCUGAGGGGGCCCCCUGGGCUACCGGGACCGCCAGGACGGGGCUUCAGCUUGGACCUGGAGGGACCUAUUGACAAACCUGGCCGUCCAGGACCUAAGGGCGAAGACGGGCAGGACGGGCUUCCUGGUGUAGCGGUAAAGGGGGAGCCUGGUGCUCCAGGAGCAGCUGGGGCCUCUGGGCUGGAUGGACUGCCAGGGCAUACAGGAGCGAAGGGGGACCAAGGUGAUAUGGGACCAAAGGGAGAGAGAGGUCAGGACGGUUUCAGUUUCCCCGGCCCUCCAGGACCUCCUGGGUCUUCGGGAUCUGUUAUCAACCUCCAGGAUGUCCUGCUCAGUGAUAAAGAGGGUGUGUUUAACUUCUCAGGGCUGCUGGAAUCUCAGGGGCUCAGGGGGCCACAGGGUCCAAAAGGUGACUUGGGGAUUCCAGGGACCAUAGGGCCUCCAGGCUUAAAGGGCGAGAAGGGUGAGCCAGGGGCCAUGGUUGCAGCAGACAGGUCUAUGAUGUCUGAACUCACAGGGCCACAGGGCCCCAAAGGGAUCAAGGGCGAUUGUGGUGUUCCUGGGCCAACUGGAGUUACGGGUCCCAUUGGGCCAGAAGGACCCAAAGGAGAAUAUGGCUAUCCUGGUCGUCCGGGUCGUCCCGGAAUAAUGGGGCAUAAAGGAGACAGAGGAGACGCUGUGGGUGUGUCGGGAUCCCCUGGCCCCCCCGGGCCCCCAGGACGUCCCGGAAUGUUCAACUGCCCCAAAGGAACAGUUUUUCCCAUCCCUCCCAGACCGCACUGCAAAAAGGCCAUAAAUGGCUCUGAGAAUUCAACAAAUGGGGGGCCGGUUUGUCCUUCGUCUGGGACCAAAGGGGACAAAGGGGAGAGGGGCUUCCCUGGGAUGCCUGCCCCGCCACUCACAAUGCUUCCCAAAGGAACUAUGGGGAACAAAGGGGACAAGGGGGAGAAGGGGGAGGCCGGGUUACCUGGUAUGCGUGGGACAUCUGGAAUGGUGGGCCCUCAAGGAGAAACUGUUAUGGGGCCCCCUGGCCAUCCAGGUGUUCCGGGGUCUCCAGGUACUCCGGGGUAUGGAAGACCUGGCCCUGAAGGCCCCCAAGGGCCUCCUGGACACCCCGGAGCACCCUCUCCAGCUGUGACCAUCCCUGGACCUCAAGGCCCCCCUGGCCCAGCUGGACCUCCUGGGGCCUCUGCCGUGAUGGAGACAUUUCCUUCCAGCGAGGUCAUGAUGCAAAGGACGAUGAACAGCAGAGAGGGGACCCUGAGCUACGUCACCACGGGGACAGGCAAACUCUACAUCCGGGUACAAGAGGGAUGGAAGGAGGUCCUGCUUGGUAACUUGAUCUACCGCCCAGUCAAUAUCCCUCUACCUGACACGGCUCAGCCAGGCACCGCCAGAAGAUAUGGGCUCAACCUGGUGGCCCUGAACCAACCCUACACAGGGAACUUCGGUGGCGACGACAUGAUAGACAAGCGGUGCUAUGACCAGGCCAUGGCCAUGGGUCUGCCUGCCAACUACCGAGGCUUCGUAUCCUCAAAAAUACAGACAAUUAAUAAAGACCUGGUCCCUCAGAGGUUCAGACAGAGCUACCCCAUAACCAACCUCAGGGGGGACAUUUUGUUCAGUAACUACAAGUCUAUCUUCACUGGGGGUGGAGGCAAAUUCCCAUCAAACAUCCCAAUCUACUCCUUCGACGGACGGGACGUAAUGGCAGACCCCUUCUGGCCUAAGAAGAGCAUCUGGCAUGGCUCUAAUACGUUUGGCAACCUGUUGGUAGACCGGUCCUGCGAUUCGUGGCAGUCUGACAACAUGGCCAUCAUGGGCCAGUCGUCUAAUCUAGCUUCAGGCUUCCUCCUGGGACAGCAAGCACAGAGCUGUAGCAACCAGUUUGUGGUCCUUUGCAUCGAGACCAGAGAUCAUGUUUAACAUACUGCUCCGUCCUCCUCCACAUUCAUCUGCUCUCAUCUUAUCACUCUGGAAAGGUGUCAACUAUAUGUACAUUCCUUUAUGAGCAUUUCAUCAUUGUCAUGAACAUAUUCCUCCUCUCCCAUCCUCUGAUUGGUUGAUUGACUGACUGAGAUGAGAUGGCGGAUACUUGUCUGUCGAUACCAGCUCCAAAUCAUGGCUUUGCGGAGUUUUUCAAAGCCAACUUUCAAGAUUAUUUCUCACUACAGAUGUUUCACCUACUCAAGAUGUCACCUUUCGUCUUCCAGUGAUUGACCAUGUUUAUCAUUUGUCCUAUUAGCUCAUUCUUUAAGAAAUGUUUGUUCCAUUAGACCAGGGCCAAUAGCAUAUUUCACAUGCAUAACACCCAUAUUCUACAAAGUUGUUCAGUAAAGAAAUGCUGAUGCUAUAUUAGAUGUGUUUUUACGUCCAGUGAUUUCUCAUUUGAGCAACAAUUUCUCUCAGUAUUUCAUUUCAAUUCAACAUCUUAUUUAUACCGUAACUACACAUAACGUGAAUGAAUCAAAUUAUUAAGGUUAAGUAUGUCAUUUAUAGUUUGUUUGUCAAGGACUGUUUUAGUUUUUUUGUAAUUUCGUUGUACAGCAUUCCUGUUAUGGCGCUAGAAUUUUGAUUUGAUAGGUAGCUAGUUAGAUGUGACUUCAUUCAACAUUAUUUCCACCAAUCACAUAGCAAUUCACCACAAAAAAAGUUAUAACUUAUGAAAUUCAUAAGUGAUUUUAUCAAUUAUAAGUGAGUAUAUUUUAUACAAUCAUUGGUGCUUAUUGAUUAAAAAUGUUUUUCAUUUUCUUAA